This is a messenger RNA of Ilex paraguariensis (yerba mate), 1999 nucleotides long. NCBI's taxonomy places the organism in Eukaryota, Viridiplantae, Streptophyta, Magnoliopsida, Aquifoliales, Aquifoliaceae. The record is from the annotation of a GenBank genome assembly.
AAGGCUCCUUUACCUCUGUAUUCGGACCCUAUUUACAUAUAUACACAUCAUUCCUCUUCUCUCUCUCUCUCUCUUCAAAGCUUCGGACCCGUCCGAAGCUCUUCGCUUUGCAGAGCUAUACCUAAUAUUAUUGACAGUCAAGUGCCUGGAAAUGCAAAAAGAUGUGUUUGAACGCUGAUUUUUCCUUCCCCAAAGCCUGUGAGGUUGGAUGUCAAAACAGGGUACUACGGUUUAUUCUUGAUAAAGUUGGACAGAUGGAUCGUAGCAGAUUCAAUCUUUGUACCCAGAAGCACAAUGAAGCCACAAGUUACAAUCUGCAUGUCCAGUCGAAGAACAAUCUUGUUGAGGGUGGUUGAGUUCGUCAAGUGUGAAGAACUCCUGCCCUGUAAAUAAAUAAUAUUGGAGUGGCAGGAGAUUAUAAUUUGUAGUUUGGUAAUAAGUUGUUUAUUUGAAAUGGAAAAUAAGGGGAAUGUAUUGAUGCAAAGAUAUGAUUUUGGGAGAUUAUUAGGCCAAGGAAACUUUGCGAAGGUUUACCAUGGGAGGAGUCUCAAAUCUGGCCAGAACGUGGCCAUUAAGGUAAUUGACAAAGAGAAGGUUCUGAAGGUGGGGCUGAUCAAUCAGACGAAGCGAGAGAUUUCUGUUAUGGGAUUGGUAAAACACCCAAAUGUAGUGGAGCUUUAUGAGGUUAUGGCCACCAAAACCAAGAUUUACUUUAUCAUGGAAUAUGCCAAAGGUGGUGAGCUCUUUAACAAGGUGGCCAAGGGAAGGCUCAAGGAAGACAUUGCUAGGAAGUAUUUUCAGCAAUUGAUUUGUGCUAUUGAUUUUUGCCACAGCAGAGGUGUUUAUCACCGGGAUUUAAAGCCAGAAAACCUGCUGCUGGAUGAGAAUGGAAUUCUGAAGGUAUCAGAUUUUGGGUUGAGUGCGCUUGCAGAGUCAAAGCACCAAGAUGGGUUACUUCACACAAUGUGUGGUACCCCAGCCUAUGUUGCUCCUGAGGUGAUAGGCAGAAAAGGAUAUGAUGGGGCUAAAGCUGACAUUUGGUCUUGUGGGGUGAUCUUAUUUGUUCUGCUGGCUGGUUAUCUCCCAUUCCAUGAUUCAAAUCUUAUAGAGAUGUAUAGGAAGAUCAGCAAGGCUGAGUACAAAUGCCCUAAUUGGUUUCCACCGGAAGUGCGAAGGUUACUAGUGAGGAUACUUGAUCCAAGCCCACACACUAGGAUUGUCAUUGCCAAAAUUAUGGAGAACCCCUGGUUUAGAAAAGGUUUGAACUGUAAACACAUAAGAACCAAAGUAGAGAACAAGGAAAAGGUUCCAUUCAAUGCUGAUGCUAUUUUUGGUCCUAGUGGUAGCAACAGUGACGCUACUGAGGCAAAGCUGGAGUUGGCCAAGCCCAUGAAUUUGAAUGCGUUUGAUAUUAUUUCUCUUUCAACAGGAUUUGAUUUGUCUGGUUUGUUUGUGGACAAUGACCAAAAGGAGGAGGUGCAAUUUACAUCUACACAGCCUGCCUCGGCUAUCUUAUCCAAGCUGACGGACCUUGCUGGGCAUCUGAGCCUGAAAGUACAGAAGAAGGAACAAGGGUUGUUGAAAUUGGAUGGAUCAAAUGAAGGUAGAAAUGGGGCAUUGUCCAUAGAUGUGGAAAUAUUUGAAAUCUCCCCAUCUUUUCAUCUGGUGGAGCUGAGAAAGUCUGCUGGUGACACAUUAGAGUAUCAAAAGAUGCUGAAACAGGAUAUAAAACCAAGUCUCAAGGAAAUCGUGUGGGCCUGGCAUGGUGAGACACGGCAUUUAGAGCAACAAUAGUGACAAUGGCUGCUGAUGCCUUUCAAAAUGUGCUAUCUGUAAGUUGUUUUACGUUUGUGUUAGUACUUUCCCAUGAUUCUCAAUGUGUUUGAUCUGUAAUACAUUGACAGUUAUAAUCAAUAUAUGCAAGUUUGUUUGGACAUGUAGCUUGAAGGAAUAAUGUUAUUGUUUCAGCUGGGAGGCUUUUGAUUAUCUUAUAUCAACG